AUGAAGAGAAACCCCAGGAAGUUGGGCUGGACCAAAGCAUCACGAGCAAGAGCUGGCAAGGAAAUGACCGUCGACUCCACUCUUCAGUUCGCCCAGAGGCGCAAUGUCCCUACGAGAUACAACAGAGAUCUCUGGUUGAAGACUGUCAAGGCGAUGGAGAGAAUCCAAGAAAUCCGCACCAAGAGAGAGCGCGUCUUCUACAAGAAACGUAUGCAAGGCAAGCGGGCCCGAGAGCUGGCGGCUGCCCGGAACCUUGUGGACUCGCAUUCGCAUCUCCUUCCCAAGAUGCGCGGCAGCGAAAAGAGGCGGUUGGCCUUGGAACAGGGACUGGCACAAGAGGAUAUCGAUCGAUUGGAGGAGACGAACGCCGUACCGGUCGAGAAGAGCAGACUGUUCGGAAAGGAGAAGCUACGCCAGAAAGUGCGCACCGACGGCGCAGUCGAGGUCAUGGGAGAUGGAGAUAUAGAUGGCGGUAUGGAUGUCGAUUCGGAGUGA
Molecule: messenger RNA, 495 nt
Organism: Anthostomella pinea
Lineage: Eukaryota; Fungi; Ascomycota; Sordariomycetes; Xylariales; Xylariaceae
Source: the annotation of a GenBank genome assembly